AAAAACCUUAAUUGGAAAGCAUGGAAAACGAAAUAUUCACACCUCUUUUGGACCUCUUCAUGUCCAGUCCUCUUGUUACCUGGGUUAAAACAUUUGGACCCUUAGCUGGAGGAAAUGGAACCAACUUGGAGGAAUAUGUUGCACUUGUGGAUGGAAUUUUCUUGAAUGAAGUCAUGCUGCAAAUCAACCCCAAAGCUACCAGUCAGAGAGUAAAUAAGAAAGUCAACAAUGAUGCAUCAAUUAGAAUUCAAAAUUUGUCUGUUUUGGUGAGGCAAGUUAAAUCAUACUAUCAGGAGACUUUGCAGCAGUUGAUUAUGAUGCCUUUGCCAAAUGUCUUAAUAAUUGGCAAAAACCCCUUUUCAGAACAAGGUACUGAAGAAGUAAAAAAGCUACUUCUGCUUCUGCUUGGCUGUGCAGUUCAGUGUCAGAAGAAAGAAGAAUUCAUUGAAAGAAUCCAAACCUUAGACUUUGAUAUAAGAGCAGCUGUUGCUGCCCACAUACAAGAGGUGACACACAAUCAGGAAAAUGUUUUUGAUCUGCAGUGGAUGGAAGAUGGUGCUCUGUCACAAGAGUAUGUUGAGCCCCUCUUAAAGAAUAUGGCAUUGCAUUUAAAAAGACUUAUAGAUGAGCGAGAUGAGCAUUCUGAGACUAUCAUAGAACUCUCUGAAGAACGAGAUUCUCUUCAUUUUCUACCUCAUGCAUCAGCAGCACAAUCACCUUCUGGAUCUCCAGGCAUGAAACGUACUGAAAGCAGACAGCAUUUAUCAGUGGAGCUAGCAGAUGCCAAAGCAAAGAUCAGAAGACUUAGACAAGAGCUUGAGGAAAAGACUGAACAGUUGCUGGAUUGUAAGCAAGAAUUGGAACAGAUUGAAGCUGAAUUAAAGAGACUACAGCAAGAGAAUAUGAAUUUGCUUUCGGAUGCACGUUCUGCCAGAGUAUAUCGAGAUGAGCUGGAUGCUCUCAGAGAGAAGGCAAUCCGUGUUGACAAGCUUGAAAGUGAAGUCAGCAGAUACAAAGAGAGGCUGCAUGAUAUUGAAUUCUACAAGGCUAGAGUGGAGGAACUCAAAGAAGAUAAUCAAGUAUUGUUGGAAACAAAGACAAUGUUGGAAGAUCAGUUGGAGGGAACUCGGGCUCGUUCAGAUAAAUUGCAUGAAUUGGAGAAGGAAAAUCUACAAUUAAAAGCUAAACUACAUGAUAUGGAGAUGGAACGUGAUAUGGAUCGGAAGAAAAUUGAGGAACUUAUGGAGGAAAACAUGACUCUAGAAAUGGCUCAGAAGCAAAGUAUGGAUGAGUCACUGCAUCUUGGAUGGGAACUUGAACAAAUAAACAGAUCUACUGAACUCUCUGAAGUGCCACAAAAAUCACUUGGUCAUGAAGUGAAUGAACUGGCAUCGAGUAGAUUACUGAAACUUGAAAUGGAAAACCAAAGCUUGCUAAAGACUGUGGAAGAGCUACAACGUACAGCGGGAUCUGCAGAAGGCAGUAAUACGAAACUUCUGAAAAUGGAAAAGGAAAACCAAAGACUAAGUAAAAAGUUGGAAGGACUUGAGAAUGAACUUAGUGAAGAGAAGCAGACUCUUCAGAACAGUCAGAAUCUAAGCAGAGAUCUGAUGAAAGAGAAAGCACAACUUGAAAAGACAAUUGAAACUUUGCGAGAAAACUCGGAGAGGCAGAUAAAAAUGUUGGAACAGGAGAAUGAGCAUUUGAAUCAAACAGUGACUUCCCUUAGACAGCGCUCGCAAAUCAGUGCUGAAGCAAGGGUGAAAGAUAUUGAAAAGGAAAAUAAAAUUCUCCAUGAGUCUAUCAAAGAGACAAGCAGUAAAUUAAAUAAGAUAGAAUUUGAAAAGAAGCAAAUUAAAAAAGAAUUGGAGCAGUAUAAAGAAAAGGGAGAAAGGGCAGAUGAGCUGGAGAAAGAAGUUCAACAUCUUGAAAAAGAAAAUGAGCUGUUGCAGAAAAAGAUUACUAACCUAAAGAUAACUUGUGAAAAAAUAGAUGCUUUAGAGCAAGAAAACUCCAAUCUGGAUAUGGAAAAUAGAAAGCUGAAAAAGACUUUAGAUAGCCUGAAAAACCUCAGCUUUCAGCUAGAGUCCUUAGAGAAAGAGAAUACACAACUUGAUGAAGAGAAUUUAGAACUCAGAAGAACAGUUGAAUCUUUGAAGAGUAUAAACAUCAAGAUGGCUCAGUUACAAUUAGAAAACAAAGAACUGGAAAGUGAAAAAGAACAGCUUCAGAAGAGCUUGGAGCUUAUGAAAACAUCUUUUAAAAAGACUGAACGGUUAGAAGUCAGUUACCAAGGUUUGGAUACAGAAAACCAAAGGCUACAGAAAGCCCUAGAAAACAGCAACAAAAAGAUUCAGCAUUUAGAAAGUGAACUGCAAGAUCUAGAGACAGAAAAUCAAACCCUACAAAAAAACUUGGAAGAGCUCAAAAUUUCUAGUAAACGCUUGGAACAACUAGAGAAAGAGAACAAGCUUUUGGAACAAGAAACCACUCAACUGGAGAAAGAUAAGAAGCAACUGGAGAAAGAGAACAAAAGACUACGACAACAAGCAGAUAUUAAAGACAGCACUUUAGAAGAAAACAAUGUAAAAAUCUGUAACCUGGAAAAAGAGAACAAGUCAUUAAUUAAGGAAAUUGGUAUAUGUAAAGAAGCUUCCAUUCGGCUAAAAGAACUUGAAAAAGAGAAUAAAGAACUUGUAAAGAGAGCCACCAUAGACAAGAAAACACUUGUCACAUUGCGAGAGGAUUUGGUGAAUGAAAAGUUGAAGACGCAGCAGAUGAAUAAUGAUUUAGAAAAGCUUACUCAUGAACUUGAAAAGAUUGGUUUAAAUAAGGAGCGCCUCUUGCAUGAUGAGCAGAGUAGUGAUGACAGCAAAUAUAAACUGUUGGAGUCAAGGUUAGAAUCCACAUUGAAGAAAUCGCUUGAAAUAAAAGAAGAAAAAAUUGCUGCUUUGGAAGCUCGGUUAGAAGAGUCAACAAAUUUAAACCAACAGCUGCGCCAGGAGCUUAAAACAGUUAAAAAGAAUUAUGAAGCCCUCAAACAAAGACAAGAGGAGGAGAAAAUGGUACAAAAUUGUUCUCCAAGAACUGGAGAAGAAAGUCAGUCUAUUAAUAAAUGGGAGAGAGAGAGUCAGGAAACUACUAGAGAACUUUUGAAGGUUAAAGAUAGACUAAUUGAAGUUGAGAGAAAUAAUGCAACGCUGCAGGCAGAGAAGCAAGCCUUGAAAACACAACUAAAGCAACUUGAGACCCAAAACAAUAAUCUGCAAGCUCAGAUUUUGGCACUUCAGAGACAGACAGUUUCCUUACAAGAACAAAAUACAACCCUACAAACUCAGAACGCCAAGCUUCAGGUAGAAAAUUCUGCUAUUAAUUCACAAAGUACAUCUCUUAUGAAUCAGAAUGCACAGCUGCUGAUUCAGCAGUCUUCCUUAGAAAAUGAAAAUGAAUCUAUAGUUAAGGAACGGGAAGAUUUGAGAUCACUCUAUGAUUCACUAGUCAAAGAUCACGAAAAGCUGGAACAGCUUCAUGAACGGCAAGCUGCAGAAUAUGAAUCUUUAAUUUCCAAACAUGGAAACCUUAAGUCAAUGCACAAAAAUCUUGAAAUGGAACAUAAGGACUUAGAAGACAGAUAUAAUCAGCUAUUGAAACAAAAAGUGCAGUUAGAAGAAUUGGAGAAAGUUCUCAAAGCAGAACAAGAGAAGAUGGUACAGCAGAACAAAAAGCAUGAAACUGUAGCUGCAGAAUACAAAAAGCUUUGUGAGGAAAAUGACAGACUAAAUCAUACAUACAUCCAGCUUUUGAAAGAGAAUGAAGUUCUUCAAAUGGAUCAUAAGAACUUGAAAACACUUCUAAACAAUUCUAAACUAGAACAAACGAGAUUAGAAGCUGAAUUUUCCAAACUUAAGGAACAGUACCAACAACUGGACAUUAAGCAUACAAAACUGAAUAAUCAGUGUGAGUUGCUUAGCCAGCUAAAAGGAAAUUUGGAGGAAGAAAACAGGCAUCUAUUGGAUCAAAUACAAACAUUAAUGCUACAAAAUAGAACUUUAUUGGAGCAGAAUAUGGAAAGCAAAGAUCUUUUCCAUGUUGAACAGAGACAGUAUAUUGACAAGCUAAAUGAAUUAAGAAGACAAAAAGAGAAAUUGGAAGAAAAAAUUAUGGAUCAGUAUAAGUUUUAUGAACCAUCACCACCAAGAAGGAGGGGUAAUUGGAUUACUCUGAAAAUGAGGAAGUUGAUAAAAUCUAAGAAGGAUGUUAACAGAGAACGUCUCAAGUCUCUUACUCUGACACCUACCCGCUCAGAAUCUAGUGAAGGAUUUCUUCAACUACCCCAUCAGGACAGUCAAGAUAGUUCUUCGGUGGGCUCAAACUCACUUGAAGAUGGUCAGACUGUGGGGACCAAAAAAAGCAGCAUGGUUGCACUGAAAAGGCUGCCCUUUUUGAGGAACAGACCGAAGGAAAAAGACAAAAUGAAGGCCUUCUACCGUCGCUCCAUGUCCAUGAAUGACCUGAUGCAGUCCAUGGUCCUAGCAGGAGGACAAUGGACAGGUAGUUCUGAGCAUCUGGAGGGUCCUGAUGAUAUAUCUGCGGGUAAAAGGAGAAAAGAAUUGGGAUCUAUGGCCUUCUCUACUACAUCCAUCAACUUUGCAACUGUCAACUCUGCUGCAGGCUUGAGAUCCAAGCAGUUGCUUAAUAAUAAAGAUGCUACAUCUUUCGAAGAUGUAAGUCCACAAGGAAUUAGCGAUGAUUCUAGUACUGGAUCAAGAAUUCAUGCUUCCAGACCAGCCAGCCUUGAUAGUGGCAGAACAUCCACUAGCAAUAGCAAUAAUAAUGCCUCACUCCAUGAAGUCAAAGCAGGUGCAGUUAAUAAUCAAAGCAGGCCGCAAAGCCACAGCAGCGGAGAAUUUAGCCUGCUUCAUGAUCACGAAGCAUGGUCCAGCAGCAGCAGCAGUCCUGUCCAGUAUUUGAAAAGCCACGCCAGGUCUAGUCCCAUACUCCAUCACAAAAUGUCAGAAACACUGGACAGACAAGGAACGUGGAGAAUUAAGACCAACUCUCCUGGGAGUGAAGUGGUUAGUCUGCAGCAGUUUUUGGAAGAAAGCAAUAAGGUUAUUUCAACAGAGAUCAAGUCCUCAAGCCAAGAGAAUCUUCUGGAUGAAGUAAUGAAAAUUUUCUCAGAAAAUGCUGAAUUAGCAGGAAGAGAAAAACUAAGGAAACAGUCAGGAGUCAGCAGUGGUAUUGCUAGAUCACAGAGUGUGAAAAACACAUCUGAAUUCUCCGAUGGAAAGUUAGCUAAGCAAGACCACAUUGCAAGGUCUAGUACACAUAGAAUGGAAGAUCCCAGUUUCUUGAACUCUUCAAAAACACUUACAGCAGGGACUAAAAGCAAGACCAGGUCUGUUAAGGAAAACUCACAAAUGAGCCUAUCACAACGACAAUCAAAAGAUUGUAACCCUUAUGCUACUUUACCUCGUGCAAGCAGUGUGAUUUCUACAGCUGAAGGAACUACUCGGAGGACAAGUAUCCAUGACUUUUUAUCUAAAGACCCUAGACAACCAAUAUCAAUCGACCCAUCUCCACCUACAGUUGACAGAAGUGUCCCAUCAGCUUCUAAUGUGGAAACUAAACCAGAAAGCAGAAAUUCAAAAAACAGGUCUAGGGAGCAACAAAGCUCCUAAUUCUAUUACCCCCACUACAUGAGAUGUGGGCCAAGUGAGAGAAAAGUGUCCUUCAGUAUCCUUCAGCCUUUAUUUCUGAAGUAACAAGGCAUCCGACUAUAGGAAUCACGUUAAAAAAAAAGUUGAGGAAAGUUUUUACAGUCCUACGUGAGUAGAGCAGUCAAGAAAUACAAAUCUUCUUUCCUUGAAUCAAGGAACUGUACUAGCAUCUCCUGCUGAAUUUUUUUAAAAGAUGGAAUUUAUUGCACAUUCAUUGCACUGUUAAGAUCUACUGAAAAGGGACAAUUUUCAUCUCUCUAAGGACCAAGGGCUGUGUGGUCUCAAGAAUUACUCCAGGAAUUCAAUUACUUCUUUCUUUAUGAAGUUACUGCUUUAUGGAGUUAGUCGCCAAUUGCUUAUUGCUUCUGCCGUAAUUAGCAAUAUUUAGUUCUGUAAAUCUGAAGGGGGAAAGGCUGUAGUAUAUUGUGGAAUUUGUUGUAAAUAUAGGGUUUGUUUGUUUGUUUUUUUAAAAGCCCCACAAGCUCAUUGGCACUUUACAGCCUUGCUGCAUAAUUUGCAUGACUGCUAUUCUUCAAAGAAGAUUAAGCUGUUUAUUUUGGUGCAUAUGGCAAAAAGAAACCGUUUACAUACCUGAAAAUUCAACUUAACACCUUAAUCAACUUUCUAUAGAAAUUAAUUGUUUAUAAGUGUUUCCAACACACAUUAUAUUACAUUACCAUAUUCCAGUUUUUCUGUCAGUAAAUUGACUGAAGAAAUAUUUCUGAAAUUUCCCUCCUCAUUUUUUCCUUCACUACCAAACAGUAUUUCCAGGAUAAAGCUCUAUUACAUUAAAUAUUUAGUAUUUUUACUUGUUUUUUAUUUGUGAUUUUGCUAUGAGCUGAUUAUGGCUUAGAAGAAGCUUUAUAGGAAUAUAAUAAUGAUCUGCAUUCUGUAAGGCAUUCCUUUUAUUAGGUUUCUUACUAAUAAGUUGUUCUGCUUUGUUUUUCAUAAUUUUAUUUGAAUUAAGUUUGAUGUUGUUGGUACUUUUAAAAUAUUUGUAUACAUUUUUUGUCUUAAAAACUCUUGCAAAGAGCACAAGAAAAUAGAUUUGGUUAAUCCUGGGGAAAGUUCAUGAAGUUAUCACUGUAUGCUGGUUUAUAUUAAAUUUCAAAGUUUUAUUUUCUUACAAGCCAGUAAGUGUGUUGAUAUUUCCAUGACAUGUAUCAAACAUAACCUUUUAACCUCUUAGGGAUCAACCCUGCUAAUGUUUAUGCAUGUUAGAGAAUAUUUAACCCUCCUUCCUUUCACUUUCUUAGUUAACUUUCUUACAUAACUUAGAGCUGCCGUGUGUGUAAAUUCUUAAUGAAUAGGGACCAUUUCACAAAGCAUACAAAACAUUUAACACCAUCAACAAACAUCUAUUUUACAUCAAUAAUAUGAUUAUUAGAAUAGAUCCUGGCGCCCUUAUUGCUGCACAAGGUACAUUCCUGUAUAACUAGCCAUAUAAAGGGUUAGUAGCCUUUGCCUUUGCUCACCCUCAUAGGCAAGGCUACUCAUAACCAGAGCAUGUAGAGGGUCUGGUCAGCUGUGGCCCAGAGGCUUCAACAAUUUGAUUGUACCUACACUUUGUCCUUUAUGCAGUUGACUGUGGCCAUAAUUUGAUAACUUCUGAAUCCAUAAGCUUUCAAACAACCAGAUAUAUGCUUAAUGUAAUUAACUUGCCAGAAUAAAAAUUAAGCACAUGAGGACUGCAGUGAUUGUUUUUUCCCUUUGAGAUCAGAGCGGAGCAAAUUUGUAUUAGACCCAUGAAGAUCACAGGAACAUUGCUUUAUAGCUUGUUAGAGAAAGAGUGCAGGCUCAUUAUGGCUAUGACCUUAAUUGAGCUAUGCAUAUGAGGCAGGAGAAAUAUAUUGCAGCACUUCCUGUUGUAUCGGACUAGAGUGGGCUCUAGCUGACAUCAGUUAUUUCCAGGUCAGCAGAGACAUGUAUCAUGAUCACGGUAGAAUUGACUGCAUUGUCAUAAAAGUAUAUUUAAAAGAAUAGAUUGACCAUUCAUAUUUAUUUAGAAAGCAUUUUCAAGGAAUUUUCCGAGCACCGGAUCCUUAGAGUUUCUGAGCAUUCUCCUUUUGCAGGAGAAUCUUAUGGAAACAGAGAGCAGCAAGCCCAUGAUAAUGUCAAUAAAAAGAGCUACCAUUCAUUCAUAUGUAUCCAAAUGCUACAGCCUCAAGCAGCACCAACAACUAGUUAAGUCUUGACAGUAUGUUUAGUCAGAAAUCGUUCUCCAUUACAAACUAAGGUUGCAAACUUAGGUGGCUUUAAAACAUUAUACUGAGACAUGUAGUGGAUGCUCAUUACUUGCUUCACAGAUUUUUCCGUCUCCUCUUAUAUCGCCACAAAACUUUCUAAAUAUGUGAGUAGUUUGGAGAGAUCAGUGGUUUCCCAUCAAAAGCUAGUCAUCCGAAACUAGUUGACACUGCAUGGGUCUAAUUCUGUUGCUUUGACAGAGCUUUGGGGAACAAUCAUGCACUUUUCAUGCAUUGCCAACCCUCUGAUUGACCAUACCUAUUUUCUUAAAAUUUGCACCUUUUAAAGCUUUGCACUUGUUUUAUUUACCUGUGUGUAUGGCUUAAGAUUUCAUAGGCAUGUUACCUUUUUACAAGAAUUUCUUGAGUAGGCCUUCUGAAACCAGUGAAAUUAGUGCAAGAACUUUAUUUGCCUCGAACUUUCACAGGAAAAGUUGAUGGUACAUUGUGUAAUGUGCCUAUUUUGGCCACAGGCAGAAUUAAGCACUACAUGUAGAUCACUGUAGCCUAGUACAAAGUUUUUUUUAAAAAUGCAAUAUUCCCUUUACAAAAAACAAAAAAUCUUUAGUCUUUGUAGGAAGAAGCUUAUGGGCUGUAAGUAAUUUCUUUCUAUAGUUCCUUCUCAACAAACUCAGUCAUCUUUUCCAUAUAAAGCCAAAUGCUGUUCUUAUAACAGUUUCAUGGAAAGCAGAACCUGGAUCUUGUGCAGGAUGUACAUCCCUGUGUAUUUUUAAUUUCCCCUUCCAGAGCACAUUGAGGAAUAUAAUCUGGCAUCCCUGACUACUCUAAGCUUCACCUUUCUAAAUGAGUGAGAAAAAAUUAAAUUUAUGUAAUCGCUUUCAUCUGAAUUUUCAUGUGUCAACAACAGUUUAUAAAAUAUAAACUAUUUUUAAAAGCAGUUUAUAAAAUCUGAGACAGUGUCAGAAAAAUGUGCCAUCCGUUUGUAAAACCAGCAUCUUUGAAACUAAAGGGCUUUUUUCACUGCACACAAAAAUAUUCAACAGCUAUAAAGAGGAAGCUGGAAAUCAGUUUGUAACACAAUGAACCAUUUAAUUUCCCCUCUGCUGCUAAGGCUAUUGUCGCCUUUUCCAGACUGCAUUAUUUCUUAAAAUGUUUUUGUGUUUGGAGAGACUGUGCAGCUCCAACAGUGGGGCCAAUGUAUGUAAACUCUAUUGUGUGUGUAGCGCAAACAAUUGUUAAGAACAGAACUGCCUUAAUAGGGGAGCGUCUGGGUGAGACACAAACUGUUUAAACGUUGUUUUACAGAGGGUCUUAUUUAAAGCUGUAGUUUUCCUUUCUUAUACCUGUUAAGGAGUUUUGUAAUGUUCGCCAUUGUACACUACUUAAUUAUGUUAUUAAAAUUCCAA
Messenger RNA from Eublepharis macularius, 9330 nucleotides. It is a transcript of the gene CCDC88A, whose product is annotated as coiled-coil domain containing 88A. NCBI's taxonomy places the organism in Eukaryota, Metazoa, Chordata, Lepidosauria, Squamata, Eublepharidae. Gene Ontology annotation, cellular component: cytoplasm; centrosome. Gene Ontology annotation, biological process: cytoplasmic microtubule organization; cytoskeleton-dependent intracellular transport. The transcript has 33 exons. Gene Ontology annotation, molecular function: dynein light intermediate chain binding; microtubule binding. Bases 21 to 5681 code for a protein of 1886 amino acids. The record is from RefSeq and is a predicted model, not a curated record.